This is a messenger RNA of Pieris rapae (cabbage white), 2944 nucleotides long. Its product is annotated as proton-coupled folate transporter. The record is from RefSeq and is a predicted model, not a curated record. Gene Ontology annotation, cellular component: membrane. The coding region runs from base 59 to 1555 and encodes 498 amino acids. The transcript is spliced from 7 exons. Gene Ontology annotation, biological process: transmembrane transport. Gene Ontology annotation, molecular function: transmembrane transporter activity. NCBI's taxonomy places the organism in Eukaryota, Metazoa, Arthropoda, Insecta, Lepidoptera, Pieridae.
AUAAGCGAUCGACACCAAUAGAUUGAGUUUAAACGUCUGUAGCUGUCAUUCGUAAACAAUGACUUCUACAGAAACACAAAUUAGUCCCGAAGAGCAACCCCUAGACGAAAAGAAAGUGACACAAAAUGAAUACAAAAAGAGAACAUUCUUUGAAAAACUGCGCUUCAUCAAAUCUAGCAUAACAGUUGAACCUAUCGUCGCCGGUCUAGUCAUACCUUCUAUGCUGGCAAGACUGGCAAUCCAGAAUCUAAAUCUAGACAAAGUGUGUCGAGUAAAAGAGGCGUUCGGUGAUGAAAUAUGCGACGCACUUCUAGUGAAAAAAGACAAUCUAAGCAGUUACGAAGCAGACGUCCAAAAAGUGAUAUCUUCUAUAGAAGCAUGGAAGAGCGUGAUACAAACUGCACUGCCGACCAUCCUAGUCAUAUUCAUGGGGGCUUGGAGUGACAAAACGGGGAAUAGAAAGCUAUGCAUUCUCUUACCACUAUUUGGCGAGUUUCUAGUUUGUGUAAGCAAUAUUAUUAGUACGUUCUUCUUCUACGAGAUUCCUGUUGAAGUGACAAUGUUUCUGGAAGCAUUCUUUCCAGCCAUUACUGGUGGAUGGGUGAUGGUUUAUCUGGGUGUAUUCAGUUACAUUAGUGAUAUAACGACUGCUGAAUCUAGAACAUUUCGUGUUGGCCUGGUAAAUCUCUGUCUGACAGCAGGAAUUCCAAUUGGAACAGCUUUGAGUGGUCUCUUAUUGAAUUUAUGGGGUUACUAUGGUAUCUUCACGAUAUCGGCAUCCAUCUAUUUGAUAACUUUUAUUUAUGGAUUCUGCUACUUGGAGUCUAAUACAAAGAAGAUUGUUGAGAAGGAAAAACCAUUCAAAAUCACAAAUGUCUUUAGUUUAGUGAAGGAGACCGCACAGGUUGCUUUUAAGAAACGGGAAGGAAAUCUCAGAAAAAAGAUUAUCAUAACAUUGUCUAUUGUAGCUAUUGUCUACGGCCCUAACCAUGGCGAGACAAUAAUCACCUACAUGUUUGUGAGAUAUCGGCUGAAAUGGGAUGCUUUAAAAUUCAGUUUCUACUCCACUUAUAGCGUCAUCACACAUUCGCUAGGUGCACUCUUCUCGAUAAGCGUUUUCAGCAAACGAUGGGGUUUUCACGACAGUGUUCUAUGCCUGAUAUCUAUAGUUAGUAAAUUGGUCGGUUCCAUCUGCAUCGCAUUCGUUAGGACGGACUUUGAUAUGUUUAUGAUACCGAUCGUUGAAAUUCUUAAUGCAACAACCUUCACGUCGCUUAGGUCACUGGCCUCUAAGUUGGUGCGAGACGAAGAAAUGGGUAAAAUGAAUUCUCUAUUCAGCUUGGUAGAGACGCUAGCGGCACUGGUCUUUGAUCCCACAUAUACUACGUUAUACGCACAUACAUUGACUGUAUAUUCUGGGGCUGUAUAUAUAUACAGUGCAGCGUUGACUGUACCUGCUAUUGUCAUGUUAUUGUGGAUGUUUACAAAACAUCGAAGGGAGACGAGGGCUAAGCGUAGGGAAGGAAACGACCCGGAGAACUCACAAACAAAAUGAGAUGAUUUUUAAAGCAAUGUCUUAGUUAUCGAAAAUAGCGUGUAGUGCGACAAUUUAUUAUGUAAUUUAAGACACAGUUUCUAGCUUUAUGUAUAAAAAUUUAAAGGGAAAUAUAUAGCUAUAUACGAAUUAGGAAACCAAUAACCAGUGAGCAAUAGAUCUACUUUGAUGGAAAGCGUAACUAACAUUUUGUUUUAUAGGCGAUAGAAGCCUUAGAGUAAGACCAAAUAGACUGAUACAACCAAACCCAUAUGGACAUUAAUACAAUAGCAUAUGAUGACGCAAUAAUGAAUUUGUGUUCAAAAUAUCUGACUUAGUCUUUACUACAUAAAAAUAAUAAAAACUAAAUCAGUCUUAUUAUAUAAAAGAAUUCCCUAUAAAUUUUUAUCACAACGUUGAAAUAAUAUCCACUAUAUUAAAAGUUAUAAUUUAGUUUAAAUAGUGUAAUACACGAUUACUUUAUUAUAAGUCACGACGAUAGCAUAGUUAAUUGUCAUAAUAUGAUCCCGACAGUAGGCCUUAUAUCAAACUUUUAGACUUGAAGAAGCGACGAUAGGAACACAAGUAUGGAAUGAUUGUCAAUAUUCCAAUCAAGUGCCUUCUCUUUACUUUACUCGCAAUUUUCUCUUCACAGUACGAGUGAGAGUUAAAUACACACAUAGAAAGUUAUUAGUGCCGGGGUUCACACCUCUGGGGUGAGAGUCAAAUGCUGAAACCACUAGGCCAACAUUUCUCAUUCAUACUCAUUAGGUACAUUUAUUUAAAACGAUAAAAAAAUCUGAUAGCUUGUGUACAUUACAAUUUAGAACAGAUAGUUUUAUUUGCUAUUGUACUUUUGGCCUGGUGUAAUAUUUGCACUGUUGUAUACUGUGAAUUAUGUAAUCAACUUUGAAUCGCUAGCAUUCACAGUGCUGCAAAAGUUUAUAGAAUUCGAAAAUUGUCAAAAUAAUGUAAUUGAAUCUGUUGUAUCGAGUUAGGGAAACUGUUAAAAAUGAAUUAAUGUAAAUAUAAAAAUGAUUCUAUUUUAAUUAUUAAGUUAACUUUAAUACUAAAGUACCUUUUUAUAGAAUGAUAUUUUACCUUUGAUUAAUAAUAAGUAGUAACAAAUUAAAACGCGCGUAUGGUAACAUCAAGGAUAAAUCUUGAAAGUCAAGAUGAUCUACAUACAGAGAUUAAAAAUAACUCAACCGGUAAUUGUAAUUGGUCAUGUAUGUCGACUUAACAGGCACUGACACAAGUGGGUUUUGUAUCAGUUCCUUUAAAACUUGAGAGACAUAUUAUCUUCGACUGAUUGAGCCAAUUUUUAUGGAGAUUAAAGAAAGUUAAACUGUGACCUGUCUAGAUAUAUUUUUUUAAAUAUAAGUGUAUUAGUAAAGGGCUAUUUCAAUC